AUGGAAAUUCACCCCAAUCCCAUUCCAUCCACAUCUCCAACUCCAACCGACAAAGUUCCUGUCAAUCCCAACUACCACCGUCCACUGCAACUCAAAUCACAAGAAAUACCCACAGCAGCCGACACCCAUCCCUCCCCAACCGCCGGUGACCUACCCACACUCCGACAACCUCCAGCAGCACUUGCAGGCACUGCAGUAGCUCCGGCAACCUCUGUUACAACUCCGACGAACCAGUCUAAGGCAGAUUGGUACUCUGAAAUGUGGGGAUAUCCGACACAUCACUCGCCCACUCCAGCAUCUCAUCCUGUCCAAUUUGCGGCCAAGCCAAGGCCUCAAAUUCCUGAAGAUGAGUGUAACUAUUGCCAUCAGAAGGGUCAUUGGAAGCAUCAAUGCCCUAACCGUCCCAAGCCAAAGGGACGAAAUGUUACUCAGUCAACUGGUCCUCAUGCCCCGCAUCAGUCUCGGGCACCACAACAGCAUUCUCGCCCUCCUGCAGCCUUGGCAGCACCGGCCUCCAGUAGUGCACCUCCAGAGUUUGAUUAUGAGCAAUUUCAACAGUUUCAGGCUUACAUGGAAGCCAUUCGAGGGGGUUCCCCCCAAGCUUCUGCCCUGACUACCACUCACUCAGGUUUGCGUGGUUCUCCCACCUCAGGUAUCCAACCCACCACUUGGAUCUUUGAUUCUGGCUCUUCUCAUCAUAUGACUCCUGAUAUGUCUCUUCUUAGUAAUUGUGUGCCACCUGCUUUUCCUAUUAGUAUUGCCACAGCCAAUGGUUCUCCCAUGCAUGUUGCUUCUAUUGGCUCCAUUCUAUCUUCUACUACACCUUCACUAUCUAUUCCUAAUAUUAGGACAUCUGUCUAG
Messenger RNA from Rhododendron vialii, 861 nucleotides. RefSeq lists its product as uncharacterized. NCBI's taxonomy places the organism in Eukaryota, Viridiplantae, Streptophyta, Magnoliopsida, Ericales, Ericaceae. The coding region runs from base 1 to 861 and encodes 286 amino acids. The transcript is spliced from 3 exons. Gene Ontology annotation, molecular function: zinc ion binding; nucleic acid binding. The record is from RefSeq and is a predicted model, not a curated record.